Physella acuta is the source of this 903-nucleotide messenger RNA. Its product is annotated as cytochrome c1, heme protein, mitochondrial-like. The record is from RefSeq and is a predicted model, not a curated record. Gene Ontology annotation, biological process: mitochondrial electron transport, ubiquinol to cytochrome c. NCBI's taxonomy places the organism in Eukaryota, Metazoa, Mollusca, Gastropoda, Physidae. Gene Ontology annotation, cellular component: respiratory chain complex III. Gene Ontology annotation, molecular function: heme binding; electron transfer activity.
UUUAGCAUGCGGAACAACUCCUCCCGUAAAAUCUUUUGACGUAUCUCUCAGACUGGGGUUAGAAACAAAAUGGCUGCUUACAUUGGCCGCUCAACGAAGCAAGCGCUUUUGCGAGCCAAACCGGCUGUUUUUAGCCAACAGGCAACAAUUUUUACAUUUGGAAGCAAAACUGGGAAAAAACUCGCAUGGAUAUUAGGCUCAAUAGCUGCUGGUGGUGGCGUUGUGAUAGGCACAGCAAUGGCACAACCAACGUUUGCAAGUGAUUUAGUUCUUCACCCUCCAAAGUUUCCCUGGAGUCAUAAUGGGUUAUUACAAACACUGGACCAUGCAAGUGUGAGACGUGGAUAUCAGGUGUACAAGCAGGUGUGUGCAGCUUGCCACAGCAUGAAAUUCUUGAGUUACAGAAAUCUGGUUGGUGUUAUUAUGACAGAAGAGGAGGCUAAAGCUGAAGCAGAAGAGGCUUUAGUUGUUGAUGGCCCAGAUGAGAAUGGAGACAUGUUUGAGAGACCAGGGAAGCUGUCUGAUGCUUUCCCCAAUCCUUAUAGGAAUGAUGAACAUGCUAGGUCAGCAAAUAAUGGUGCCUUACCUCCUGACCUGAGUUACAUUGUGCUGGCAAGACAUGGAGGGGAGGAUUAUAUAUUUUCGCUAUUAAAUGGCUAUACUGAACCUCCAGCUGGAGUGAAACUGAUGGAAGGACAAUAUUACAAUCCCUACUUUCCUGGUGGAGCUAUUGGCAUGGCUCAGGCUCUCUACAAUGAAAUUAUUGAAUAUGAUGAUGGCACACCUGCAACACAGAGCCAACUUGCUAAGGAUGUUGCAACUUUUCUCAAGUGGGCCGGGGAGCCUGAACAUGAUACCAGGAAGCUAUAUGGAUUCAAAGUAAGUUUUACCUUCUAUUUUUAA